This is a messenger RNA of Topomyia yanbarensis, 3578 nucleotides long. It is a transcript of the gene wgn, whose product is annotated as tumor necrosis factor receptor superfamily member wengen. Bases 1368 to 2465 code for a protein of 365 amino acids. The transcript has 5 exons. The record is from RefSeq and is a predicted model, not a curated record. Lineage: Eukaryota; Metazoa; Arthropoda; Insecta; Diptera; Culicidae.
GUACCAAUUGAGACUCUGGCCGUGGUUGAGAAUGAAAUAAUCGGAAGCUCCGUGAGUUUUGAACUGUGUUUGACUGAAAGCCAACCAGAAGGAAAGGAAUUGAUUUUUGUGUUGUUUGACCUCAUCAGCAGUCCGUCCGUUCGUCGCUGCUGCCCUCUCACUUUGGGUUGGAUAUUGAUUGUCUCAAACGAUCGCGUGUGUGUGUGCAUGUCGGAUCCGGGGUAUUAUUUUUAGCCUAUCCCCAAUUUCGGAUUCGAAUUUUUGUGUAAUCGAUAUACCUACCAUCACCGUUCGGAAUCGAGUUUGUUAACGGGAUUAGAAGGGUUGGCCAACCAACAACCACUUCCGAUAGUAGGUGAUAUAAGAAGUACAUAUCGAUGCGAAGGGUGGAAGUGCAGUGAUUUUUUUUUUGUUGCUAUUCGCCAAGCUCGAAAAUUGUCGUCGUCGUACUGCGGCAUUCGAGGUAUUUUUGUGAUUUGAAUAAUUGGUGUCAGGCCACGGAACACGGCGGAACCUCGCAAAAGGAAGAGUGUGUGAAAUAGGUAUUUUGGCUGUGUUUACUCGCGCACCGAGUCAGGUCGGUCCGGAAUUUUCCGGCGGUGGUUUCGGACGCGUCGUGUCGGGGGUGGUGUUUGUCGCUGCAAUCUGGUUGGAAAUAAAUUUCGACGUUUAACGAGACUGGUGACUCCAUCCAACUCACCGUCGUUGGGUUUUCAGUGCGUUUCAUAAAUAUUUUCAAAGUGUUUCCAAAGAUAGUUUCCUCUCCGGUGUGUCCGUGUGUGUGUGUGUGACGUUUAACGUUGAAAAACCGGGAGGAAGGCAGUCAUCCGGUCACGAAAGUUGAAGAACCUAGGCGUAAAACGAAACUAACCAAAAAUACAAACAAGGUAGGCCGGUCACACACCCGCGUGUGUAACUACGCAAACGCGUCAAGCGACAAGUCAGAAAAAACUUGUUUACAAAUGUGACGAGGUUUAGUCGCGCAUCGGAACCAAGAAACGCUGCUGGUGAAGAAUAAUUACCAUUUUUUUAUUCACUCGUUACGGCGAACGACAACAACAGAACGCCGUCUCCAGUGAGUGUCGAGAGUGCAUAUUAAACUUCCGAUCGUACGAGAAGCGAGCGAACGAUUUUUUCAAAGUCAUCAUUGACAAAGUGACAGUUUGCCUGCUCAGUGACAUACCGUCUCGGUACGCGUCAUCCGUGUCGGCUUGCUUUGAUUGAUCUGGCUCUCUCAUUUGUUGUUACAACUUUCAACUUCAAAGAAUGAUCAAAUAUGGCGGUCUGAGAUCGGUAACGAUCCUACCCGGAUGGACGUUUUGAAACAGUGAGCGUCAGGGAUUCUUCAAGUAUUAAACUCAGAGAACAUGCCACCUUGGAUCGGCGAUAGUGCCAUGCAGCACUCCACAAAAUCGAACAGAAUGCACCGACACCUGCCUUGCUCCACAAAUUCCGGCUCCACACGGCCGUCAAUUAUGUACAGAAGUAGUAAUAGUUCUAGUGAUAGUUGCUGUGGUAACACUUCCAAUAAUUCAAGAGGCCGCCUACUAGAGCUAGGUUCGCUGGUGUACCGGUUGCGGUGGAUCACCGUCGUGAUGAUCCUGUUGACAGUAUUUGCCGCCGUGGAAGCGGUUUGCGAAGAGGAACGCUGGUGGGAUCCGGUACGGACGGAGUGUGUUCCUUGCACGGUUUGCGGUGAACAGCAACUUGUGCUGCGGCCCUGCCAGGAGUACAUGGACACGGUUUGCGGGACGAUGAAAGAUCUCGAUAUGGAUCUUGCUCAGUUGGCCCGCACGGCGGAUGCUCAGCACGAGCAGCGACACUGGAAGGAGGAACGCCGAAAAGAUGGCCACCACCAGGCGGAGCACCAGCACGAUCCGCAGCACAGCCGGCAAUCGUCGGCGCAGCAGCACCACGUCAGCAGCAAGAAGAAGGACAACACCGCCGAAAUCAUGUGGGACUGGCAGGCGGCUUCGCUUCUACUGGCCAUUAUCGGAUGUCUGCUGUUUUUCUUCGCUGCCGCCAUUAUCGCCCUGAAUCAGACGCGCCAGUGGAGGCGAAUCGAAAAGCAUUUCGAUGCAGACAUGGAAGCCCUUUCCGCUCAGCUAAUGAAUCACCUGUCGAGCAUGCAGCAGCUCGAGAACGGGUCGAUUUUCCUAGACGACGUGAUCGGCGGAGGUAACAGCGGCAUUGGUGGUGGUGGUGGAGAUUCGCGACGAUAUCGGAACGGAAUCGGCGGUGGUGGACACCACCAUCAGCAUCAUCAUCAUCAUCACCAUCCGAUAGAGGUGCGCUGUGUCUACUUGGAUCAGUUGUUGGACGGCAAUAAAAAUUGCAUCACCCAUCAAGGACCGGGCAAUCUGUACAUCGAGGAAAACAACGAACGGCUGUCACCGUUGAUCGCAGGGGGAGGUGGAGGUGGAUCGGGUCCCGCCGUUCAUCACCAGUUGAGUAGAAUGUAUUGAUGAAACCAUGGCGACGACGUCGCUUUGGUAAGGUCAGAGCGACGAUUUGCGCUUCCCCAAAUAUGAUAGUAGAACGUCGUCGGCAUAUAACUGCUGUCAUUGUCACGCCACGUCACUUGAAAAGUUUGAAAAGUUGUUGCUUUAGAAGUAGUAUUGAUGCGCUUUUAGCUUUGGUUGUGCUAUAGGUUCUCAGCGACGACUAGCGAUUCGUUAAUGAGUUGAUAAAAAUACAGAAGUUGUAACAAGUUUAAUAAAAUUGUAAUCUAUGUCGAAUUACUUUUAACAUUAGAAAAGCUUACAGUUAGAGAGAACUGCUAAUAUGAAAUUCUGAAAUUAUCCAAAUUUAUUCGCAACGCAGUGUUGCUCGGAGCGCGGCCUACUUGUAUAUAGGACAAGAAACAAUAAAGUAUUGUACCAACAACAACUACCUGUCGAAAAGUUCAGCCUUAGAACAAAUGAAGCAAGCAAACGAAACCGUUAUUAGUUUAUUAUAUUAGAGUAGUAUUACUUUUUAAUAGAAACUAGGAGGCAGUCGACAUUUUGUAGGUUAAGAGCAUGUAAACAUAAAAUGAAGUUGUACAGAGGAAAGAAAGAUAGAAAUAAAGAGAUGGCUUAUAAUAGUAAUUAGUCGAGUAAAGUGCCUUGUUUAAAAGGAACACGUUUCAAACUUCAUAAAUAUGUUAUUGAACUGUACUAUUAAAAAAAUGAAUUUAUAUUUGAGUCACUAUUUUAUUGUUACUUUUUGCAGGGACAGCUUUGAGUGUAAAUAUGCUUUUUUUAUUAGGUUUUAGACAAACGCAAUAUGUAUUUAUCAGUACAGAAGAAGAUAGAAAGAGUUAUUUUUCCUUUCAAAAGAAAAUGUUCGCAAUUACAUAUUAACCUUCCAUUAGGGCAGCAGUUUAAUAGUGACUAACAGCAUAAUUCCAGUAUGAGUUGUAGCGUGGGCGAAUUCGCCGCGUUCGGAACGCCGUCGUGGACGUAGUAAACUACUAAUUGAAUGGAAAGUUGCCGUCGUUUGUGGGUGGAAUGUGCCCGGGUCUGUAAUAGUUUUGAUGAAUGAAGCACGUACGAAUGAAAAUGCAAAUUAUAUCGAGCCUGUCGAGCUUAAACUUA